Molecule: messenger RNA, 1733 nt
Organism: Sinocyclocheilus anshuiensis
Lineage: Eukaryota; Metazoa; Chordata; Actinopteri; Cypriniformes; Cyprinidae
Product: olfactomedin-like protein 3B
Exons: 3
Coding region: 108-1292 (394 amino acids)
Biological process (GO): signal transduction
Source: RefSeq, a predicted model, not a curated record
GAGGACAAGGGCGGCCCAUAAGCAGCUGCAGCACAUCAGCCUCACAGAGUUUGGAGUGUUCUUUUGUUUUGUGGAGUACCUGAAAGUGUCCCUUCUCCAAAACCACCAUGAAAGCCACCAUAUUCUUCAUUCUCUUGACCGUUUUGGCUCGUUCGAGAGGCCAGUACCACUAUCAGGGCCUGAUGAACUACUUGGAAAAUAGGAUGCUCGCUAUGGAGGAACGCAUUGCCUUGUGGCAUGAACAGAACAACCGUUACAACUCUGACCUGAAGGAAUUCAGGCAGCAGGCCGCAGACCUGUUGGAGAAGUUGGGCAAGGAGCACAACAAACUGCGUUCAGACAUGGAGGGCGCAGGAGCACGGGUAGACCGUGUGGAGCGUGAGAUGGACUACAUUGAAACCAAAAAUCCCCCUAAGCCUUGUGUGAAAGCAGCAGAAAAAAUGGUGGAACAGGACGUGGUUGUCAGAGAGAGGAAGAAGGAAGAGUUCUUUGAGUUGUCUGUGUGCGUGAACAUCGUAUCCAGUCUAAAAGCAAUGAAGAUCCUUAAGAGAUUGGGAAGCCCGAAAGGUGUCUGGACCAAAGAUGCCAGAUCAGCAAAAGUCUAUGUUUUUAACGGGACGUCCGACAACACGCUGUACGAGUUCAACUCCAUGCGAGAGCUCUUGGCAUCAUCAGGCGUAUCUAAAGGCAGGCAGAUCACUGUGCCCAUCGCUUGGAACGGGACCGGUCAUGCAGUCUAUGAUGGCUUUCUCUAUUACGUCAGUGAAAGUUCAGAGCUCCAGGUUAUCAAGUAUGACCUCAAGAAUGGUUCUGUUGCAGACAGCGCAGUUUUUCCCAUGGACGACCGCAGCCCGGUGUACCAGCUCAAUCCAGAGACGUUGGUGGACAUGGUGGCGGAUGAGGAUGGGCUAUGGGCGCUGUAUCCAGCUGGAGACACUAUUAAUCUUGCUAAGAUGGACAUAGAUUCUCUGGAUAUAGAGCUGAUGUGGGACACGGCGUGUCCAAGGAAUAAUGCUGAAGCUGCUUUUAUUGUCUGUGGCACGGUCUAUGUGGUUUACAACACCAAGCCACCGAGCCGCUCGCGUGUGCAGUGUGUGUUUGAUGUGAAUGACAUGGUAAGCAGCGGAGAGGCCCCUUUGGUUUAUUUCCCCAGGCGCUACGGUGCCCAUUCCAGCCUCAAAUACAAUCCUGAGGAGCGGCAGCUCUAUGCUUGGGAUGAUGGGUACCAGAUUCUGUAUAAACUAGCGCUGAAGAAGAAGUUAUGGGCGAUUAUGCCACCACCUGAGGAAUAGUGGCCUUUUUUAGCUCUUAAAAGGCUGUAUGUUCCUGGGUACGAAAAGUUUGUGAUUUUCCUAAAGGGAUAGUUAUGGAAAACAAAAAUCCUGCCAUUAUUUACUCACCCUCAUAUUGUCAAGUCUGUAUGGAUUCAUUUCUUCUAAAGAAAACAUUUUGAAGAAUAUUUUCCAUUCAGUUACAAUGGAUGAGGAUUGAAGCAUUUGAGCUUCAAAAAGCACACAAAACCAUCAUACGUUUUAUUUCUGAGUCAGAACUUUUUAAAUGACUUGGUUGAUCCAGUUCACAAAACCAGCCUGAAUGAUUUGUUCAUGACUGAACCUGGUCUCAAGUUCAAAUCACUGAUACUGAAGAGGAAGAUUAUCUGCUCAUUUUAAACAACUUUAAUUUGGGUCUUUAUCUCACACAAAGCUAUAAUAUGAAGAGGAAGAGGAAACAAA